Racocetra persica is the source of this 948-nucleotide messenger RNA. NCBI's taxonomy places the organism in Eukaryota, Fungi, Glomeromycota, Glomeromycetes, Diversisporales, Gigasporaceae. The record is from the annotation of a GenBank genome assembly.
CUUUAGAAUUUGGUUCAGGUGGUGCAAAAGUGCUACCUUCUAUAAUAAAGAUCGGUGAAACUCUUGAUGAUAAUGAAUAUGAAGAAUUUAUAGUGACAUCUAUUGUAAAAAUGUUUGCUGUACCUGAUCGAACUAUGCGUCUGAGUUUGUUAGAAAAUUUGGGCUCGUUUAUUGAUCAUUUAGACAAUAAAACGAUCAAUGAGAAAGCAACAGGAUUUACAGAUACCGUACCAAUUAUCAGAGAGAGUACUGUAAAAUCAGUUCUUUUGCUCGCUCCAAAGUUGACCGAUCGCGUUAUAAACAACGAUUUGUUGCGCUAUUUGGCAAAGUUGCAAAUGGACGAAAUGCCUGGUAUUCGAACAAAUACUACUAUUUGCUUAGGCAAGAUUAGCAAAUACCUGAGUGACAGCACAAAAAAAAAAGUAUUAGCGACUGCAUUUACAAGGGCACUGAGAGACCCGUUUCCCCAUGCUAGAGCGGCAAGUUUGAUGGCUCUGACAGCAACACUAGAUUAUUAUGAUGCAACCGAUUGUGCAACCCGAAUAUUGCCUUGUGUGUCAGUAGUUUUGGUUGAUAAAGAGAAACCAGUACGCAUUCAAGCUUUCAAAUCGCUUGAUGCAAUUGUCAAACGGUUAGAAAAAUUGGUUGAAUCAAUGCCCGAUUCAGCCAUCAUACCUGAACAAAAUUCGGCAGGAAACGGCGAUACUUCGUUAUCGACAUCAGUUGCAGGUAGCAUGGUUAGUGUUGCCGAAAGUUGGACUGGAUGGGCUGUUACAUCGUUGACUAAAAAGAUCGCUGGGGUAAGUGUUGAAGGCGAAAUUGCUGCAGCACCUACAAACAAUAAGAUCACCGGAGUAAAUGGUGAAGACGAAAUUGUAACAACACCUACAAACAGCAAGAUCACUGGGUUAAAUUUUGAAGGCGAAAUUAUAACAGAACCUACGAACA